AUGUCGCAGAAACGAAAAGCGGACCCGUCGCUGUCGUCUCCUCCCCCGAAGAAGCGCAAUACCGACCAGACGAAUUCCAUACAUUCGGCCUUUACAGCCGAUCUCUUCGACGAUGACACCGUUGCUUCUUACCGCCAGAGCUACAGCCAGUCUGGGCCGUAUCCACACGCUGUGGUCCCUAAGCUGAUCGAAGACGCCCUACUUCGCAAUGUGAGGACUGAGAUCAACGACCACAUCCAUUUCACACUCAAAGAAACGGAUAUAUACCGGAUACACCAAAGUGGCGAUCUAGCCAACCUGUCUGGACUAGACAGCGAGGCACUGAGACAUCUUCCGAGCCUUGUGCGACUCCGCGAUGCCCUCUACAGUCCAGACUUCCGAGAAUGGGUUAGCAAUGUCACUGGAGCAGGGCUGCUCUCUGGACAGAAAACGGACAUGGCGGUGAAUGUAUACACACCCGGCAGCUACCUCCUGUGUCACGAUGAUGUGAUCGGCAGUCGCCGCGUCAGUUACAUCUUGUAUCUGACAGAUCCGGACAAGCCAUGGCGUGCUGAGUGGGGCGGAGGUCUGAGAUUGUUUCCUACUGAGGUCAAGCAGAACAACAGCGGCGAAGACAUCAAAGUGCCCUUAGCGGAACACACUCUCAACAUUCCGCCCAGCUUUGGACAGCUCAGCUUCUUCACAGUCCUGCCCGGCGAGAGCUACCAUGACGUUGAGGAAGUCUAUCACCCUCCGCAUGGUCAGGAUAUUAAGGCGGAGGAUGGUGGCAGGAUACGCAUGGCUAUCAGCGGCUGGUAUCACAUCCCACAAGCCGGCGAAGAAGGCUACGAAGAAGGACUUGAACAAGCACAAGCCCAGAAAUCGAGCUUGACCCAGCUAAAGAGCGCGGCAAAUGAAUUAGACGAGCCGCGAAUAAUCUACAAGCACUACGACGAGGCUCGAAGCGUGGUCAACAGCAGCGCCACAGCAAUUGAAGUAGAUCCAGGCGACGACACUGACACCGAUAACGACAUCUUGACUGAGCAAGAUCUGACUUUCCUCCUUCGAUACCUCUCACCAAGCUUCCUGACACCAGGUGAGCUCGAAAAGUUCUCAGAAUUCUUCGCCGAGACAUCCAUCCUCGAGCUUGAGCGCUUCUUCUGUGAGGGCUUCGCCAACGAACUCAAAGCAUACGUCGAGAACGCCGAUCAAUCAGACUCGUCCUGGAAGAUCGCUCGACCACCUCACAAACACCGCUUCGCCUAUCUUCAAGCCGACGAGAUGCUUCACUCGGACAGCAGCCCUGUGGCCCGCAUCCUUACGGAUCUCAUCCACAGUCACGCCUUCAAGAAGUGGCUCGCUCUCGCAAUCGGCAUGAAGCCGGCCGCACUACUCCGCCAAGACGUGCAGGCGCGCCGCUUUCGGCGUGGGAAGGACUACGCUCUGGCCAGUACAUACACUGGUGAGCAGCCGCAGCUCGAGUUCACCAUCAGCAUGACCCCAUCGACUGGCUGGGAGCGAGACGACGAAGCGGAGGAGCCUCUGGCUGCAUCGACAAACGGAGCUAAGAACAACGGGAACCACACCUCGUCGUCAACUGAAGCCCAGGUUUCCACCUCUUCACUACCCGAGUACGGUGGCGAGGAAGUUUACAUGGCCGGCGAUGACGAUGAUGAUGAUGAUGAGAUGACCGCUGAAGCUCGAGAAGCCAACGCCAACAAGCCGUUACCUCAGGUUGGCCGGAAGUCCGUCGACCCAGCAGUCUACAAAUCGGCUGGAGAUGACGAAGCCGAUAGCAUCCUCUUCACGAAUGUACCAAGUUGGAACAAGUUCAGCAUCGUGCUACGCGACAAGGGCACACUAAGAUUCGUCAAGUACGUAAGCCAGGCCGCCAAGGGCGAUCGCUGGGACAUCAAAGGAAUGAUUGAGCUCGCGGACGACGCUUUUGACGACGAAGGUGGAGACAACGCUGCCGAAGAGGAUAACGAUAUGGACGAAAAUGAGGAGGAUGCUUAUGCUGGUGAUGAGGAUGGCGGUGAUUCAAAGGAGGACUAG
Cyphellophora attinorum is the source of this 2034-nucleotide messenger RNA. RefSeq names its product Prolyl 3,4-dihydroxylase TPA1. Gene Ontology annotation, biological process: peptidyl-proline hydroxylation; regulation of translational termination. The record is from RefSeq and is a predicted model, not a curated record. NCBI's taxonomy places the organism in Eukaryota, Fungi, Ascomycota, Eurotiomycetes, Chaetothyriales, Cyphellophoraceae. The transcript has a single exon. Gene Ontology annotation, molecular function: peptidyl-proline dioxygenase activity; L-ascorbic acid binding; iron ion binding. Bases 1 to 2034 code for a protein of 677 amino acids. Gene Ontology annotation, cellular component: cytoplasm.